Messenger RNA from Cornus florida, 644 nucleotides. RefSeq lists its product as uncharacterized. The record is from RefSeq and is a predicted model, not a curated record. Bases 96 to 479 code for a protein of 127 amino acids. Lineage: Eukaryota; Viridiplantae; Streptophyta; Magnoliopsida; Cornales; Cornaceae. The transcript is spliced from 2 exons.
UGUAUUACUAUUGCAUUUAAAGGAAGUGAUGUUCUUCAAGAGAGGUAGUUUAGUUCUACCAUUUCUAUAUUGUUGUAUUUUGUUCCAGUGUAUACAUGGCUCCUACUAAUCGUAAGAGGGUAAUGGCUAACACUACUGAUAUCAACAAUGAUGAGUUGCAGUCCAUGCCGGAUGAUGGUCAAUGUUCUGCCACUUCCGUUAAAAGGCGUGGACCCUCAACAAACAAGGCAUUGGAGGAUGUGUUGGAUAAAAAUAAGAGGCAGCCAUUAGAAGUUACAUUUAAAGAAGGACAUUUGCAGCCUGUAGGUAAGAACGCAAAACUUUGGAAGGCUGAAAUUGGAGUAGAAACAAGACGUUUUCCAGCUAUUUACCCCCGAUAUGAUAAGAUACCACCUGAAAAUAAGGAUGUUGUGUAUUAUAGAUUAAAGGUAAUACUUUCAUUCGUACAAAACUACUCUCAUUCCAAUCUCUUUUGCUAAUUUCAAUAGUUAGUAGUUAAUUGACAAUGUUUAAUUUGAUAUGUUUUCCAGGUAGUAACUUACGUUUCGCUAAAUAUAUGUUUUUCCUUUACAAAUUACCAAAGUCUAACUAAUAGAUAAUACUUUUUCUUAUCUAUUUGGAUAACUAAAUUUAUUGUUCUAUUU